Molecule: messenger RNA, 789 nt
Organism: Diversispora eburnea
Lineage: Eukaryota; Fungi; Glomeromycota; Glomeromycetes; Diversisporales; Diversisporaceae
Source: the annotation of a GenBank genome assembly
AUGUCUUCUUCGACGCCGGCACCACCACAAAGAUUUACUUCCGCAUCACUACUUCUUAAACCUAUCCCAUUACAACGAACUGGUGAGAUAAAAAUAAAAGAUCUAAAACCAUGGAUUCGUGGUUUCGAUCUAAAGUGUAUCAUUUUACAACACCAAGUUGAAUUGCAUAGUUUUCUUGUUGCGGACGAAACUGCAUUAUGUACUUUGGUCAUUUGGGAGAAUGGUCAAUAUUUUAAAAGCGGGGAUAUCGUGCAAAUUAAUCAAGGUGAAACCAGAAUUCAUGAAGAUACAUUUGAACUUACUGUAAAUAGUAACUUUGGAAAGAUAAAAGUUGUUGAUUGGGAUGUUUUAACCUAUGUUGAAAAUGAAUUUCCUAAUUUAUCAAGUUUCUUGUGGGUUCAAACUGAUAAUAAAUAUGUAAUAAAUUUUCAACCUAUUGUUGAACCUCAAUCUCAACCUCUGAAAAUUGAAUAUGGGCAACAAGAAAUGUCUCAAUCAUCUACUACUAUUUCGGAAAUCAAACAAGAGGAGGAUUCUAAAAUCAAAAUCAAGGAAGAAGAAGAAGAGAUGAUAGAUUCAAUGAGAGGAGGAAGUCGAAAUCAAGAUAACAGACGUGGCGGCAGCGGUGGACAACAACAGUCACAGCAGUCACGGCAUAGAGAGCGUGAAUGGGAAUAUGGUCGACCUCAUACGGAUCUUGAUAGACCAGAAGAAGGUGAAUUGGUCGAUAUUGAUUUUGCAUCAUGGAUGAAUAAAAGUGAUGCGAAAAAGCAAACUAGAUUCGAAUAA